GUAUAAAAUAGGCAUGUGGCCAGUAGUAGUUUAAUCAGUGAACGAGUUGGCACGGGACUACACUUUUGCUGGAAGGAACAUUCUCGCUUUGGCUUUGCAUUUUAGGAUGAAAUCCUGUAUUACGGUUUGGUUAGCCCUGUUAGUAGCAGGUGCUUUCGGUGUACCUGCGGUAGAUAGACGGGAUGUCCAGGAUGCGGCCAAAUUUCGCUGGUGUGUACCGGCCGAGCUAUUGGAUGAUUGUGUACGUUUAACCGGUACCGCUGCAGUUCCGAUCGGAUGUGUAGGUGGGAUCGAUCGUCUAGACUGCUUGCGUAAAGUGCAGAACCGCCAGGCGGAUUACCUCGUGGCAGAUCCGGAGGAUGUUUACGUUGCGUCACACUUCGACAAUCAGGAUUUUGUCGUAUUCAGUGAACUGCGCACGGCCGAAGAACCGACAGCCAUGUUCCGUUACGAGGGUAUUAUGCUGGUGCGGGCGUCCGAUAACUUCCACAGCUUGGCUGAUCUGCGCGGCAAGCGUUCCUGUCAUACCGGGUUCGGGCGUAAUGUGGGAUAUAAAAUUCCGGUAACACGGCUGCAGCGUGCCGGCGUGCUAAAGCUACCCCCAGGGGACGGAUCGUUAUCACCGGUCGAGCGAGAGUUGGCCGGUCUGUCGGAGCUGUUCAGUGCGUCGUGUUUACCGGGUAGCUACUCCUCCGAUGCCGGUAUCGAUCGAUUACUGAAGGGUCGCUACGCGAACCUUUGCGAACGUUGCAAUCAGCCGCAACAAUGUGCCAAAGAUGAUCGGUAUGCCGGGUAUGAGGGAGCUAUACGAUGUUUGGUAGAGAAUGGUGGUGACGUGGCAUUCAGCAAGACCAUAUACGUCCGCAAGUACUUCGGGCUGCCCGUGACGCCUGGUGGUUUGCCUGUGCCCGCACUUAAUCCAAGCGCACGAGCCGAAGACUUCGUCUAUCUGUGUGAGAACGGCACAACUCGUCCGAUUGCCGACGGACAACCAGUUUGUUCCUGGGCUCAACGUCCUUGGCAGGUACUACUCGGCAAUGGUGAUCUGAGUGGUGCAGGAUUGCAGGAACUGCAGACACUCGGACAACAGCUUCAUCGUUACUGGACCGAUCCGAACAACCAAGUAUCCGAUGCGGACCGACGCACGGCUCAGAAGCUCUGGAUUGACCAGAAGGCACCGAUAGUGGAUCGACAAAAUACGGUAGCACCUCGCGAAUACCUCGCGCAGGCUAACUACGCGGAAGUGAUCGAACGUGAAGGACGCUUCGGUAACGUGCUACGACUCUGCGUCGUAUCCGAAGAUGAGCGCCAGAAAUGUGAGCUGAUGCGUCAAGCUGCAUAUUCGCGGGACAUUCGUCCUGCACUGCAGUGCGUCCUAAAGACAGCCGACGCAUGUGUGGCCGCAGUACGCGAUGGUACCCAAGCCGAUGUGGUUGUCCUGAGGCAACCCAAUGUCGAGCUGAAGCCACUCAUGUGGGAAACGUAUGAUGACGUAAUGGUGGCGAUAGCUGAUAAGACAAUUACCAACGAGCGUCUGCGGAGCGGCCCAGUUGCAUUGGAUUCAUCGAAUGAACAGGCGGCAGCAGCGGCAAGAAUACUUUCUUCGAAGCUACCCUCGCUGCGGGUAGUUGAUGUCAAUUCACCCGACGGUGUAUCCGCCCCGAUUCGUAUCGUGCGCUCCAAAACAUUGACGGAAAAUCAGGACAACACGGAUAAAGUACUCGUUUGUGUAGAUCUAAGCUUUCAACCACUCUCGAACGUAGCAAACUGUCACCUGGAGUCGAAUCUCAACUCCGAGCGCAAUGCAGCUGCCAUCUACGUCCGGCAGGAUGUGGAUGAAGCCUUGCAGGAUAGUGUCGUGCACGCGUUUACCGCUUUGUCCGAAGCAUUUGGACGCGGACAUUCGAAGGAGCAAGUGUUUCGCAUGUUUGGACCAUUCCGGCUCCGGGACGGCGAGGUGAAGGAACAUUUGAUCUUCCACGACUACGCAUCAGAACUGGCCGUCAGCAAAUAGUCGUGAGGGAGUAAUUCGCAACGUAUAUAACCGAAAACCCCCAGUACAAUAGCUUUCGUUUCUGUGUCUAUGUUUAGUGCUCUCUAGCUGAUGCUUUUUAGCGUCUUCAGCAAUCUAUACUAAAAAGGUUCAAGAAUCACAAUUACGAAUCCUAUAUUUGUGUAUCACGGCGACGUACACUGCAAUUACUCUGUCGUUCCCUUGUGCUAAUGAAUCGUAAAUAAAACUCCUUGUUUAUUCAACGGCAAAGCAAAGCAUAAAAAAACGAAAGUGAGUUCUAGUAUUUGAU
Anopheles funestus (African malaria mosquito) is the source of this 2303-nucleotide messenger RNA. Its product is annotated as transferrin. Bases 107 to 2014 code for a protein of 635 amino acids. Gene Ontology annotation, cellular component: recycling endosome; plasma membrane; extracellular region. Gene Ontology annotation, biological process: iron ion transport. NCBI's taxonomy places the organism in Eukaryota, Metazoa, Arthropoda, Insecta, Diptera, Culicidae. The transcript is spliced from 2 exons. The record is from RefSeq and is a predicted model, not a curated record.